UUUUGAGAAAAUAGGUGAAAAUGUUGAACCUUUAGAGAUUGAAGAAGCUGCCAUGAGAAGUAGUCUUAUUCAACAGAUUGUCGUCAUAGGCCAGGAUCAACGACGCCUUGGAGCUAUCGUUGUCCCGAACAAAGAUGAGGUACUCCAAUCAGCGAAAAAUUCCUCCAUUGUAGAUCCAGAUGCAGUAGAUAUUGGCAGGGAUAAAAUGACAAGCCUUCUAUACGAAGAAUUAAGCAAAUGGACCUCGGAGUGUACAUUUCAAGUCGGACCGAUCCUUGUCGUGGAUGAACCUUUUACAAUUGAUAGUGGCUUAAUGACCCCAACUAUGAAAAUCCGAAGAGACCGAGUUGUUUUGCAAUACGAGGAGGAAAUAGCCAAUUUGUUCAAGUAAAUUCCCUUUGACAAAAUAUGACGAUUACACUUGAAGACUGCAAUGACCCUUAUUUGUGGAGGAUUGCAUGUCAUGGGAACAAAAUUGAUACAAAGGAACACUAAAGAUAAAAUGAGAGAUUGAUGGUUUGGGUUUAGUACUAUUUGUGAUGUUUAGUUGAGCCAUAUGAUUGGUGGAAAAACUCUUUAAACGUUACUUUGUACCUUGGUGGAUGGGUUCAUUGAGAUGAUAUUUGAUAGAAAAAA
Molecule: messenger RNA, 636 nt
Organism: Hibiscus syriacus
Lineage: Eukaryota; Viridiplantae; Streptophyta; Magnoliopsida; Malvales; Malvaceae
Product: probable acyl-activating enzyme 16, chloroplastic
Exons: 5
Coding region: 53-391 (112 amino acids)
Biological process (GO): fatty acid elongation
Cellular component (GO): chloroplast
Molecular function (GO): long-chain fatty acid [acyl-carrier-protein] ligase activity
Source: RefSeq, a predicted model, not a curated record